Drosophila santomea is the source of this 1280-nucleotide messenger RNA. Its product is annotated as deubiquitinase OTUD6B. The coding region runs from base 6 to 1058 and encodes 350 amino acids. Gene Ontology annotation, molecular function: cysteine-type deubiquitinase activity. Gene Ontology annotation, biological process: protein deubiquitination. The record is from RefSeq and is a predicted model, not a curated record. The transcript is spliced from 3 exons. Lineage: Eukaryota; Metazoa; Arthropoda; Insecta; Diptera; Drosophilidae.
GUUUUAUGUUUAGCAUAAAUAAAAAAUUCACCAUGUUGCAAAAUAAUAUUCGCUUUGAAGAACAUUUCAAAAUUUUAUUUAAUAUGUGGGAAUAUUCACUUUGUGUAGUUCAUUGCAAAAGUACAAAUGAAUUCGAUGAUGAGGGCGUUGCGGAGCUGGAAUCCCGUCUGGAGGAUGUCAACCUGGAGGACAUCGGAGCCCGGCACCGUCGCGAGCGCAAGGAACUGCAGGCCAAGCUGCAGGCCAUGAAGAAGAAUGCGCCGAAGAACAAUAAAAACAAGCGCAAGGAGUUCCUGGAGGAGAUGACCCGCCUGGAGGGAGAGCUGGAGCAGCGCCACAAGGCGGAACUCAAGGCGGCGGAAGCCAUGGAGGCUCCAGAGGUGCUGGAAGUCAGGGAGCCAGCGGAAAAGCCGGAAAUCAAAGUGCCAGAUGAAGAGGAAGAUGAGGAAAAGGAGGAGCAGCUGUCGUCCAAUCAGCGCGUUUCCAAGGCACAGAAACGCCGGGAUAAGAAGGCCAAGGAGGCACGUGCACGCGAGGCUGAGAUCAAAACUGAGCUGCAAAAUGCGGCCAAUCAGCCAACACCCAAGUUAAUCGAAUUGCAGCAGAUCACAGCAAAGCUUUCCCAGCGCCAGUUAUGCCUUCAUAAUAUACCCUCCGAUGGCGACUGCUUGUACCAAUCCAUCAGACACCAACUCAUCGUCAAUGCUCUUCCAGGUCACAGUGUUCAGGAGUUGCGGGAGGAGACUGCGAACUAUGUGCGUGCACACAAGGACUCGCUCAUCUCCUACAUGGUCCAUCCGGAAACGGGAGACCUUCUGAACGACGAGCAAUUCGAACAGUACUGCCACGACAUAGCCAAAACUCACGCUUGGGGUGGCCACAUAGAACUGAAGGCCAUAUCAUCGCUACUCCGAGUGCCCAUUGAAGUCAUCCAAGCGGAGGGAGCACCGACGCUCCUGGGACAAGAGGAAUUUGGCGGAUCACCGCUGGUCAUCUGCUACCACCGCCACAUAUACCAACUGGGCGCCCACUACAACUCCACAGUGCCAGCAGCCUGAAGGGGAAAUGCCCAAUGACACCCACCAACUCAACUCACUCGAUUUCGUAACAGAUUGUUUUAUUACAUAUUAUGUUGACUUUAUAAAUACGUAUGCAUUUGGAAGAUUUGAAUUAUUGUCAAAAAUUGCAAGUAUGUAGUAGUUAUAUACAAUAAUAGUCAAUAUAAUAACAAUUCUAGGUUAGCUAGCAACUUAGUUAGCUGGAUUUGUUCUAAGAAAAUA